AUGUCAAAGCCAGCCGAUCUUCCAUCUGAAAAGUCCUCGGCCUCUUUUUGGCAUUCUGAGCCCUCUGCCAAACUCAUUGGUCAUCGCUCUACAGCCAUUUUGCCCCGCGAGGUUGAUGUUGUGAUUGUAGGCAGUGGGAUCAGUGGUGCUAGUGUGGCAUAUCAUUUGCUCGAUGGCGAGAAAUCAGGGGCAGAGAAGCAAAAUGUACUUGUUCUGGAGGCUAGAGAGGUCUGUUGGGGUGCUACUGGGAGAAAUGGUGGACACUGCCUCCCAAUGUUCUAUGAGCACCCCCACGACCCUUCAAUCUCCAAUUUCGAAUACGCAAACUUUUUGGCUCUAUCAGACCUCAUAGCGGCCCAAAACAUCUCCUGCGAAUGGAACACUCAACCCGGUAUCCGUGGCCUUUACUCUACUGAAGAGGUCGAACUAGCUCAUAUUGCUGUUGCCACACUACAGCAAAACAACCCUUCACUGGGAGCCAUGGUUAGAGUAGUAGACACAACCGAGGAUCUACUAAAACUAGGCUUGCAAGUGCCAGAAGCAAAAGGUGCGGUAAUAACAGACAUUGCAGCAAGACUCUGGCCCUAUAAACUCGUCACCGGGGUCUGGGAACACUUGCUUUCCAAUCCAGCAUUAAAUCUACAAACCAACACACGAGUAACAUCUCUAUCACCAACAGGCUCUGGAACCUGGAACCUUCACACUGGUCGAGGAAAUAUCGUGGCCAAGAAAGUGGUGUUGGCUACUAAUGCGUAUACAUCCCACUUGAUCCCACAAAUGGCUGAUCUCAUUGUACCUUGUAGAGGUCAAAUGUCUGCUCUGGUCCCUGGAAGCUCUUUCUCAGGUCCCUCGAGAACAACGACAAGUUUUGCAUUCAUAGGCCCUAACAUGGAUGAUUAUCUUGUUCAAAGACCCCAGGGCAAAGGAGCUCAUCUCAUGUUUGGUGGUGGAAGGAGUUUUGGCCCUAGUUUGGAGGUUUGUGAUGAUGAAGAGGUGGACGCAAAUUUGGCGAUGUAUUUACGUACGUCGCUUCCAAAAUUGUUGGUUCCUGGUGAUGGGGAGGGUGAGAGGGAGUUGAAGGCGGAGUAUGAGUGGACGGGGAUUAUGGGCUUCUCGAGGGAUGGGCUGCCGUGGGUGGGUGCUGUGCCAGACCAGAAAGGUGUUUUUGUGGUUGCUGGGUAUACGGGGCAUGGUAUGCCUAAUGCUUGGUUGUGUGGUAAGAGUGUUGCGACCAUGGUGAUGGGAGAUGAUAUGGAUGCGGCGAUGGAGAAGGCGAUUGACGAAGGUCUGCCUAGAGCAUAUCUCUUGAAUGAGGAGAGAAUUGCAAGAGCUAGAAGCUUGGAGACUGUAGAGGUUCAAGAUGAGGAUCACAUGUUCAAGGCUGAAGUUGUUGCUCAAGGGAAGACGGGAAACGGGCGUGUGUGA
Molecule: messenger RNA, 1425 nt
Organism: Aureobasidium subglaciale EXF-2481
Lineage: Eukaryota; Fungi; Ascomycota; Dothideomycetes; Dothideales; Saccotheciaceae
Exons: 2
Coding region: 1-1425 (474 amino acids)
Cellular component (GO): cytoplasm
Molecular function (GO): oxidoreductase activity
Source: RefSeq, a predicted model, not a curated record